AUGGCUUACCUAUACGUUGAUUAUCAAAAAAAAGGCAGAUUUGAUGAGAAUCGAACAGGUGAUGGUUCGAUAUGGAGUAGAGCCAAGCUCAGUCUUGGGCUCUUGGGAACGGAAAUGGACUACAUCACUGAUAAAUUGAGUUCCGAAUUCGUCUUCAGAAAUCCAAACAUCAAAGGCACGUGUGGUUGUGGCGAAUCGUUUCAGUUUAUGACCGCCUGUGCAAAACUAGUCUUGUCAGUAUAUUUGACCAUAUGUGAUUUACGUAGAGUAGGUAGAUAUGCUCUAAGCUAG
Ostertagia ostertagi is the source of this 291-nucleotide messenger RNA. The record is from the annotation of a GenBank genome assembly. Lineage: Eukaryota; Metazoa; Nematoda; Chromadorea; Rhabditida; Trichostrongylidae.